Fukomys damarensis (Damara mole-rat) is the source of this 8464-nucleotide messenger RNA. It is a transcript of the gene Utp20, whose product is annotated as UTP20 small subunit processome component. The coding region runs from base 120 to 7820 and encodes 2566 amino acids. NCBI's taxonomy places the organism in Eukaryota, Metazoa, Chordata, Mammalia, Rodentia, Bathyergidae. The record is from RefSeq and is a predicted model, not a curated record. Gene Ontology annotation, cellular component: nucleolus; 90S preribosome; small-subunit processome. The transcript has 62 exons.
AAAGACCAGGCCGCUGGCAAUCGGAAAGCACCGCGUGUGAGUCCCGUUCUGCUCCCCGGAAUCGACUUCAUCCUUCUGACUCUUCCGGAGGCUCCUGCGAGCCUUUCCCGCCCGCAGCCAUGAAGAUAAAGCCCGUUUCCCAUAAGACGGAGAACACCUACCGGUUUCUUACAUUCGCCGAACGGCUGGGGAAUGUGAAUAUUGAUAUUAUUCAUCGUAUCGAUAGAACUGCAAGCUAUGAUGAGGAAGUGGAAACUUACUUCCUUGAGGCUCUGCUGAAAUGGAGAGAACUGAACCUGACGGAGCACUUCGGAAAAUUUUAUAAAGAAGUUGUUGACAAAUGCCAGUCAUUUAAUCAGUUGGUCUAUCAUCAAAAUGAGAUUGUUCAGAGUUUGAAGACUCACCUGCAAGUUAGGAACAGUUUUGCCUACCAACCCCUUUUGGAUCUGGUGGUUCAGUUGGCACGUGACCUGCAAACAGAUUUCUACCCACACUUCCCCGACUUCUUCCUGGCCAUCACCUCCCUCCUGGAGACGCAGGACACGGAGCUGCUGGAGUGGGCUUUCACCGCGCUGUCCUACCUGUACAAGUACCUGUGGAGGCUGAUGGUGAAAGACAUGGCCAGCAUUUACAGCAUGUACAGUACACUCUUGGCUCACAGAAAACUGCAUAUAAGAAACUUUGCUGCUGAAAGCUUCACUUUUUUGAUGAGAAAGGUUUCUGAUAAAAGUGCCCUUUUCAAUGUAAUGUUUCUUGAUCUUAAUGAACAUCCAGAAAAGGUAGAAGGAGUUGGACAAUUACUCUUUGAAAUGUGCAGAGGAGUCAGAAACAUGUUUCAUUCCUGUGCGGGCCAGGCGGUGAAGCUAAUUUUGCAGAAGCUCGGACCAGUUACUGAAACAGAAACUCAACUACCAUGGAGCUCCGUGGGAGAAACUCUAAAAAACAUGGCCAAAUCCACUGUUCUCUAUGUCCACAGGGAACAUUUUGGUACCUUUUUGGACUGUUUGCAAGAGUCACUCCUGGAUCUCCACAACAAAGUAACGAAAAAGAACUCUUGCGAAAGUUCUGAGCAGAUGACAAGGUUGUUGGAAACGUACCUGAUACUCGUGAAACACAGAAGUGGAUCCAAGAUAAGCAACGCUGCUGGGGUUUGUAAGGUGUUGUCUGAAACCAUGCACAUAGCGAGUCUCUCUGUGUCUUGCCGGAAGACCCUCUUGGAUGUAAUUUCUGCUUUGCUCCUGGGUGGAAAUGUUUCCUUGCCGGACACCCUCAUCAGAGAAACCAUAGAAAAAGUGUUUGAGAGCAGAUUGGAAAGGCGUUUAAUCUUUGGUUUUUCUGAAGUCAUGUUUGCAAUGAAGCAGUUUGAGCAGCUUUUUCUGCCCAGCUUUCUCGUGUACACUGAGGAUUGCUUCUCCGCUAAUGACUCCACGGUCCGGGGUGAGGCCCUGGCCAUGUUGGCCAAGCUCAUUCUGAACAAAGCGCCUCCUGCUGCCGGCUCCAUGGCGACUGAGAAGUACCCGCUGCUCUUCAGGCUGCGGACUGGGGGGCAGAGGAAGACUCGGUCCAAGGAAGGAGAGCAGCAGUCUGUAGUGCUGGACCAUCUCUUGUCGGUGAUUCAGUCCCCGCCAGGUCCAGAGCCGACUUCCCUCGCGCAGUCCUGGGCAGCGCUCGUGGUGCUGCCUCACGUUCGGCCUCUUGAGAAAGCACGGGUGCUCGCCCAGGUGAUGAGCUUCGUGGAGUCGCUCUUCAGGACUGUGGACAGCGGGGACUUUGGGACAGGACAUUUGUUUGUUCUUUGUCAAGCCGUGAGCACUCUGCUGAGCUUGGAAGACGCCUCUGAACUCCUUCGCCUGCUUCCUGUGGACCGAGUGAAGAACCUGGUGCUGGCGUUUCCCACAGAGCCUCCCGUGCUGCUGCUGGCCGAGCUCUAUUACCAGAGGCUGGCCUUGUGUGGCUGCAGAGGGCCGCUGUCUGAGGCCGCGCUGAUGGAGCUGCUCGCCGGGCUACAGGCCAACCUUUCAGCUGGUGCUUCCAAGAUUCGGCUUCUGACAAUAAGAAUCCUGAACCACUUUGAUACCCGGCUUCCAGAAUCGAUGGAGGAAGACGCAGUCUCGGGGCGGCCGUCGGCCAUCGCGGUCCUGCACCAGGCGGAGCUGGUUCCCGCCACCGUGCAUGACUACAGGGAGAAGCUGCUUCACCUGAGGAAGCUGAGGCACGACGCCGUGUGCGCUGCCGUCCCCGACGGGCCGCUGCAGGAGGUGCCCCUCCGUUACCUGCUGGGCAUGUUGUACGUCAACUUCAGCGCGCUCUGGGACCCUGUGAUCGAGCUUAUAAGUUCUCAUGCUCAUGGAAUGGAAAAUAAGCAGUUUUGGAAAGUGUACUAUGAACAUCUGGAAAAAGCAGCUGCACGUGCGGAGAAAGAGCUGCAGAGCGACGUAGAAGACAAGAGGCCCACUGGAGACGGAGGUGGGGGGCAGACCCGAGAAGGAGGCGUCGGGGCUCUGUAUGAGGAGCAGUUAGCACUGCAGACCGACUGUCGGGAAAGACUCGACCAUGCCAACUUCCGGUUUUUGCUCUGGCGGGCUCUGGCAAAGUUCCCAGAGAGAGUGGAGCCCCGGUCCCGGGAGCUGUCCCCGCUUUUCCUGAGAUUUAUCAACAACGAGUACUACCCCGUGGAUCUGCAGGUGGCUCCAGCCCAGGAUCUGCGGAAAAGGGCCAGAGGGUCGGGCGCAGAGGAGGCGCGAGAGGAGCCCGCUGCCGGAGAUGAAGAGGAUCUGGAGGAAGAGGCCAGCCCCCCGGACGAGCCCCCCCGGAGGAAAAAGACACGCAGAGCGGCCGUAAAGCAGUUAAUUGUUCAUUUGCAAGUUUUCUCUAAAUUUUCAAAUCCACGAGCCUUAUAUCUGGAAUCCAAGUUAUAUGAAUUGUAUCUUCAGCUGUUGCUACACCAGGACCAAACAGUGCAGAAAAUAACCUUGGAUUGCAUCAUGACAUACAAACACCCUCAUAUCCUUCCUUACAGGGAAAACCUACAAAGGCUGCUCGAUGACAGGACCUUUAAGGAAGAGAUAGUGCAUUUCAGCAUUUCAGAAGACAGUGCUGUCGUGAGAACAGCCCACCGCGCAGAACUCUUUCCUAUUCUGAUGAGGAUUCUGUACGGGCGAAUGAAGAACAAGACGGGGAGCAAAACCCAGGGCAAGGCCGCCGCGGGCACGCGCACCGCCAUCGUCCUGCGCUUCCUGGCGGGGACAGAGCCCGAGGAGGUCAGCGCAUUCCUGAGCUUGCUGGUGGAGCCGGUGAAGCCCUUCGGGAGCGGCGAGUGCCACACCGCUGUCCUGCGUGCGGUGGACGCCCUGGAUCUGGCCAGGGUCCUCCCCCUGGGGCGGCAGCACGGCGUCCUGAACAGCCUGGAGAUGGUGCUGAAGAACAUGAGCCAUCUCAUCCACGCCUACUUGCCCACGAUCCUGCAGAUUCUGCUGUGCGUGACAGCCACCGCCUCCCACGUCCUGGAGCAGCGGGAGAAGAUCCAGCUGCGGUUUAUUAACCCCCUGAAAAAUUUACGGCGUCUUGGAAUCAAAAUGGUCACCGAUAUCUUCCUGAACUGGGAAUCCUACCAGUUCAAAACAGAAGAAAUCGAUGCUGUGUUCCACGGAGCAGUGUGGCCCCAGAUCUGCCGGCUUGGAUGUGAGAGUCAGUAUUCGCCCACUCCUCUGCUGAAGCUCAUUAGCGUCUGGAGCAGAAAUGCAAGAUAUUUCCCUCUUCUGGCGAAACAGAAGCCAGGGCACCCGGAAUGUGACGUCCUCACCAACGUCUUUGCGGUUCUCUCAGCGAAGAAGCUCUCCGAGGCCACGGCCAGCAUCGUGAUGGACAUGGUCGACGACCUCCUGAACCUUCCAGACCCUGAGCCCUCAGACACGGUGCCAAACUUGCCGGUGACCGGCUGCGUGUUCGCGGGACCUGCAGGGGACACAGCCGAGUCCAUCACUGUGGGAGGAAGAUUGAUUCUACCUCAUGUGCCCGUAAUUCUUCAGUACCUCAGCAAAACUACCAUAAGUGCAGAAAAGGUGAAAAAGAAAAAGAACAGAGUGCAAGUCAGCAAGGAACUCGGCAUUCUUUCAAAGCUCAGCAAGCUGAUGAAAGACAAACAGCAGAGCUCUGUGCUCAUCACCCUCCUCCUUCCCUUCCUCCACCACGGCAGCCUGGCGCAGGACACAGAAGUCGAUAUCCUGGUGACGGUGCAGAACCUGCUGCGGCACUGUGUGGACCCCACGAGCUUCCUCAAGCCCCUGGCCAGACUCUUCUCGGUCGUUAAGAACAAGCUGUCAAGACAGUUGCUGUGUACAGUCUUCCAGGGUCUGUCCGAUUUCGAAACUGGACUAAAAUACAUUACUGACGUUGCGAAGCUGAACGCCUUUGACCAGAGGCACCUCGAUGACAUCAACUUUGACGUCCGCUUCACUGAGUUCCAGACAAUCGCGCAUCACGUUAGAGAGAUGCAGACCGUGGACGUCAGCUUCCUGGUCGCAGUCAUGCACAGCUGCUUCUACAACAUGGAGUUAGGGGACAUGUCCCUGAGCGACAGCGCCAGCGUGUGCCUGACCAGCGUCGUCCGGAAGCUGGCCGCCCUGGCCAUCUCGGAGAAGGACUACCGGGAAGUCGUGCACCUCUGCCUCCUGGAGAGGCUGCGGAGGGGGCUGCGGAGCCCCACAGAGAGUAUUCAGCAGGAUUAUACCACGAUUCUGUCCUGCUUGAUUCUCGCCUUCCCCGAGCGGCCGGAGUUUAGAGAGCUGGUGCAGCUCACCCACUGGCAGGACCCGGAGAUGGACUUCUUCGAGAACAUGAAGCACAUCCAGAUCCACAGAAGAGCGAGAGCCCUGAAGAGACUGGCGAAGCAGCUGACGGAGGGCACGGUGGUGCUGUCCUCCAAGGCUCUGCAGAAUUACGUCAUGCCCUACGCCUUGACUCCAGUUUUGGACGAGAAAAUGCGCAAGCAUGAAAACAUGACCGUCGCGGCCACGGAAGCGAUCGGAGCUGUGUGCAGACACCUCGCCUGGCCGGCCUAUGUCUACUACUUGAAGCGAUUCAUCCACGUCCUCCAGGCUGGGCAGAUCCAUCAGAAGCUGGGCGUCAACUUGCUGGUGACCACACUGGAAGCAUUCCACUUUGACCACAGAACGCUGGAGGAGCAGAUGGGACGCAUUCUGCAUGGAGAAAACACAGACAUGGCGGAAAUGGCCGAGUGCCCGGAGGAGGAGGCCAUGGACGUGGAGCCCCCGGGGGAGGAGGAGGAGGAGGACCCGCGCGCCCUCUCCCUCCUUCCCCGGAACGCGGAAGAACUGCAGAGGACGGUUGAAGCCAUCCACAGGAGCGUGACGGGGGACAUCCUUCCCCGGCUGCACAAGUGCCUGGCGUCCCCGACUAAGCGGGAAGAAGAGCACAAGCUCAUCAAGUCGAAGGUCGUGCAGGACGAGGAAGUGGUCCGUGUGCCCUUGGCGUUCGCCAUGGUUAAGCUGCUGCGGUCCCUGCCGCAGGAGGCGAUGGAGGCCAACCUGCCGAGUAUCCUGCUGAAGGUGUGCGCCCUACUCAAGAACAGAGCGCAGGAGGUCAGGGACGUGGCACGCAGCACCCUCGCCAGGAUCCUGGAGGACUUGGGCGUGCGCUUCCUGCAGUACGUUCUCAGAGAGCUGCAGACCACGCUGGUGCGCGGCUACCAGGUCCACGUGCUGACCUUCACCGUGCACCUGCUGCUGCAGAGCCUGGCCAGCCGCCUGCGGGUCGGGGACCUGGACGCCUGCCUAGACAUCCUGACCCAGAUCUUUAACCAGGAAUUGUUCGGGGCUGUCGCAGAGGAGAAGGAAGUGAAGCAGAUCCUCUCCAAAGUUAUGGAGGCGCGAAGAAGCAAGAGCUAUGAAUCCUACGAGAUCCUGGGCAAGUUUGUAGGCAGAGACCAAGUCACAAAGCUCAUCCUCCCGCUGAAAGAGGUGAGGGCUGAGGGCCUACGAGGUUGCGCGGCCACCAGGGGGCACCCUCGAGUUGGCAGCUGUGCACACAGCCUUGGGGCUCAGCUGCUUUCCCAGGCCCAGCAGGAAGAGCCUGGGUUUAUUGUGUCCCCACAUGCUGCAGCAUCUUCUCUGCGCACCCAUCUGGCCAAAUCAAGGUAUUUCUGGUGCAGGCUCAGGAGAGUCAGGCAAGCCCCAGCGCUGGGCUCACCGUUGCCGGGGGCUGACUUCCCAGUAGUGAGCGCACACGGUGUGGGGCCGCGGCUCGGAGUCCGCGUCCCCCAGCGACGGUCACGCGUGCCCGCAGCGGUGGGGCCUGAACCCGGGCCCUCACCCUGCGUCACCUCCCGGCCCCCUGCAGUGUUUUAUUCCAAAGCAGGGUUUCACUGCAACGCCGCGGUGAGCAGGAAGACCAGCACGCACGUACUGAUCGCGUCGGGGCUCCAGCUGCUGCAUCUGAGUCUGAAGACGGCCAAGGUCCGGUCCUCGAGCACACGCGACCUGGAGAUGCUGGACCCGUUCGUGUCCCUGUGCGUGCGGUGCCAGGAGCGGCCGCCUCCACAGCUCCCGGCCACCUUGCCGGGCGUUGGGAACACCGUGGGCGUGCUGUGCGGGCCCGGGACCCUGAGACGGGCGUGCGUGUCUUUCGCGCUCCCGUUUGAGGCUAUUUUGUCGAGGAAGCUGCUGGUCCCAGAAGUGGAGGACGUGAUGCGGAAGGUGUCCACGCUGGCCAUCUCCCCACCGGCGCUCAGCCUUUCCCUCCCACAGGGCCUGCUGCAUGAGAACUGCGGCCUGCUCUUCGUCCCGCUCUGCCUGACGAUGGUCAACGAUGCCUCGGCCUCCUGCAGGAAGAUGGCGUCCCUGGCGCUCAAGGCGCUGCUGGGCAGGCUGGGCCCCGAGCAGAGGGACAGGCUCUUCCACAUGGUCGCCGCCUGGUUCGGAGCCAGGAAGCGGCUGAACAGACAGCUGGCUGCCCUCACCUGCGGGUUGUUUGUGGAGAGCGAAGGAGCCGACUUUGAGAAGAGGCUCGGGGAUGUUCUUCCCAUCAUUGAAAAGGAAAUCGACCCUGAAAACUUCCGGGAUAUUGCGGAGGAGACAGAGGAGAAGGCCACAGACCGCCUGCUCUUCAGCUUCCUGACGCUGCUGAACAAGCUGGCCAGGGAGUGCAGCCUCAUUCAGCUCACCAAGCCCGCCGAGACCCUGAGCAGGAUCUGGAGUCACACGCACACACACCUGCGCCACCCGCACAGCUGGGUGUGGUUCACGGCGGCCCAGGUCUUCGGGCUGCUCUUCGCUGCCUGCCAGCCCGAGAUCCGCUUCCUCACCAGCGACCUGGACCUCAGGAUGAAGAGCCUGUCCCUGGCCGCCUGCCACCAGCUGCACUCCCGGUUCCUGGACGCGGAGCUGGGCGAGCAGGUUGUGAAGAACGCGCUGGACCUCGGGGCGCACCGGGUCGAGCCGUACCUGCCGGUGAUCGUGGCUCCUCUCUUCCGGGAGCUGAACAGCACGUACUCUGAACAAGACCCCGCACUGAAGAACCUGUCCCAGGAGAUCAUCGAGCUGCUCAAGAAGCUGGUCGGGCUGGAGAGCUUCUCCGCCGCCUUCGCCUCCGUCCAGAGGCAGGCGAGUGAGAAGAGGGCGCAGCGGAAGAGGAAGAAGGCGCUGGAGUUUGUAACUAACCCUGACAUUGCUGCCAAGAAAAAGAUGAAGAAACAUAAAAAUAAAAGUGAAGCGAAGAAGAGAAAGAUCGAGUUCCUGCGUCCGGGCUACAAGGCCAAGAGGCACAGAGGCCGUGGCUUGCGGGACCUGGCGGUGGUGGAGUAGCGCCCAGGCUGCUGUCCUGCGGGCGUGGCGGGGUCGGUCCUUUCUGUACAGUGGUCUGACGUAAUCCACUUUCAUAAAUUAAAAUGCUCAGUGCCUCAUUGCUACCGCGUCCUCUGUCUACAGAGCACCUAACACUGCAAGUUUAGACUGGAACUUUAACGAGAAGGUAUUUUGUCCAUAAAUGUUACCCCUCCCCUCGCUAUGUACAGAAGCUUUGUUUCCGUUUUUCCUCGUCUCACUUUUUGUGUCCCUUCCUUCCUUCCUUCCCCUCCUCCGUUCCCCUUCCCAUUUGAACACUUUCUUCCCGUUUCCCAGCAUCCGUUAUCCAUCUCAGUCUUAUUUCCAGCUUCUCACACCAGAGGAACAGUGUGGUAUUUCAGCGUGUGUGUCUGCUGUAUGUCACUUACGAGUGUGGUCCGAGGUCCAUCCGUUUAGCUGUCAGUGUCCGAAGCGCACCCUCCUUCAUGGCAGAGUAGUGCUCCGCUGUGUAAACCACAUCUUCUGUAUCUGCUCGCCAGGUGACGGGCACUGGGGCUGUUCCCAAGACUUAGCUAUGAUGGUGUGUGUAUCGCUGUGAUGUGAUUGUUUUAAUUCUUUUGGAAAGAUACCCAGCAGAGGGAUGGCUGGGUCAAAUGGGACCUCCA